GGCGACAUUUCUUUCUCUUUUCCCGCGUCAAUUUUGGGGAGGCCGGCGUUCUUUUUUUGUUGGCUUAUAUUUAUUUGCAAUAUAAUUGUAAUACCAGCAAUACAAUUUCAAUAAAAUGCCCCGUAAGAAGGAACCUAAAACGACCGACAAUGGAGAAGUAACCACAAGAACGUUAAGACCUAGGCCUGCACCCCAACCGAUCGCAGAACCCAAGAAAACUGCAAAAUCCAAGGAAAUUGAAAAAAAGCCACCGGCACCCAGCAAAGGAAAAAAAAGGGAGACCUCUUCCAACCAAAAAGACGAACCAAAGAAAAAAAUUCCCUUGGUUGAUAAUAAUCAGAAACAAGAUGAGGAAAAUGAAGAAAUUGCUCCAGAAGACUCAGAAGCAUUCCACAACUUUAAAGCUGAUAAUAUUGAAGGAAAGGAAGUCCCAUUAAGCCAAUACAAGGGCCAUGUAUGUCUUGUGGUUAAUGUGGCCUCAAAAUGUGGGCACACAUCAUCAAACUAUAAAGAACUGGUCGAACUUCAUAAUAAAUAUGCUGAUAAAAAAGGACUCAGGAUCCUCGCUUUCCCUUGUAACCAAUUUGGCAAGCAGGAACCUGGGGACAAUGAAAAGAUCUGUGAGUUUGCCAAGAAGAAAAAUGUUGCAUUCGACAUGUUUGCAAAGAUUAAUGUGAAUGGCAAAAAUGCUCAUCCGUUGUGGAAAUGGUUGACUAGUCAAAAAGAUGGACCAAAGGGAAGCAAAAUAGACUGGAACUUUACCAAAUUCUUAAUUGAUAAGGAAGGACAUGUUGUGGAGAGAUUUCAAUCUGCGGUUAAGCCUCUGGCAUUGGUAGAUGAACUUGAGAAGUUGUGGUAAUUUAUUUAUUUAUGUAACUAUUUGAGUUAUGGUAUGAUUUGUUUUUUAUGUCUUACUUUACUUAAAAUCUAUUACAAGUGUAAUACUAGUUUAGUAUAAGUGUUUUCUGUUCGUUAAGAGAGUAAAUAAAAAAGUUUUUAGUUUCAUGUGAAA
Messenger RNA from Anthonomus grandis grandis, 1012 nucleotides. RefSeq lists its product as uncharacterized. Gene Ontology annotation, molecular function: glutathione peroxidase activity. The record is from RefSeq and is a predicted model, not a curated record. Lineage: Eukaryota; Metazoa; Arthropoda; Insecta; Coleoptera; Curculionidae. Gene Ontology annotation, biological process: response to oxidative stress. The transcript has a single exon. Bases 116 to 859 code for a protein of 247 amino acids.